AUGACUCAAACUAAGACCUGCGAGAAAGACUUUUGGUCCACCGAGACCUACGAAGCAGUUGCUUCGUUCGUGCCACACUUUGCAGACACUCUAGUCCAGAGCAUAGACUUCAGUCCUACUGAUCGUGUCCUGGACAUCGGAUGCGGCGAUGGGAAAUUCACCACCUCCUUUUCCCCCGCAGUGAAAUAUGUGAUGGGAGUUGAUUCUUCCCCGGCGAUGAUAGAAGCUGCAAAAAAGCUAGACUAUGGCGGAGCAACCACGGACUUCCGAGUUGUCGAUUGCCGGUACCUCAAUAAGGAAGCCGAUAUUGUGAAUGGCAGCUGGGAUAAGGUAGCCUCUAAUGCUGCCUUACACUGGGUUCUGAGGGAUCCAACUACCCGUGUCUCUACAUUAGAGACAGUGUUUCGGUCCCUAAAACCAGGAGGAACGUUUUUCUUUGAGAUGUGUGGAUUCGGUAAUGCACCCGAAAUGGUCACAGCAUUUACUUUUGCGCUUGUGAACCAUGGAAUUGCAAUUGAAAAGGUGGAGGAAACGUGCCCCUGGAUCCAUCCUUCAGACGACUACAUGAAGAGCCUGCUAGAAGACAUUGGCUUCCAGGUCAAAAUGAUAGAUCUGAAGCCGAAGCCUCUGAAGAUGAACGCUGAUGUUAAUGGUGGACUUGAAGGCUUUAUGCGGCUUCUUGGGGCUCCGUGGAUGGAUGUUUUAGAAACAGAAGAGAAGAAAAACAGUGUCUUGAAGCAGAUGUGCCGCAUGCUGCGACAUGGGACUACAAAGGAAGAUGGGAGCCAGUGGAUUACGUAUUAUAGCCUGAGAUGUGUGGCUGUCAAGCCUGCGACGAGCUAG
Molecule: messenger RNA, 843 nt
Organism: Penicillium brasilianum
Lineage: Eukaryota; Fungi; Ascomycota; Eurotiomycetes; Eurotiales; Aspergillaceae
Source: the annotation of a GenBank genome assembly